Dermacentor albipictus is the source of this 724-nucleotide messenger RNA. RefSeq lists its product as uncharacterized. Lineage: Eukaryota; Metazoa; Arthropoda; Arachnida; Ixodida; Ixodidae. The record is from RefSeq and is a predicted model, not a curated record.
CCAUGCGACAGACUGCUUUUUUGUCAAUUCUGCGUGACGUCGCGGGAAUAUGCACCUGUGUAACCUAUAAUGUUUCGUAAUGUCAUUAUAUGUUGUCAUUCUGUCCUCCCACUCCCACUCAUUUACCGCACCGCCACGUCCGGAGGGUGUCGGGGCGCCACUUGUGACUGCGGCUCGGUCCGUAAGCCCUCGAGCCACGUCGUGUGCCGCCUCGUUGUUGCCAUCCUCCGCGAGGGUGUGAGCGGGUGUCCAGUUUCCAGACGUACGUGGCUGUCAAGAUGAAGUCCUACUCUUCGGUCGUCGCGUUGAUUGUUCUCCUGGCUGUUGUCAUGGACUUCAGCUCCGGCCUAUUGCCAAGUAAGCAGACUCCAUCUGAUGCCACUGCUGAGAGCUACUGGUAUUUGUUGGAUUCACCAGACGUGUCUCCACGCACGGUUGUUUCAAGGGGAAAGGCCAAAAGGGAGACGUCGACCUUGCCACAAGUGCAGCGAUUACUGCACAAUGAGCUGCCUCCUGAGUAUUAGCGAACCACAACAUGGCACCUACUGCGCCUGCCGGGGCUCUUACGACACCUGUUGCACCGCGAUGUGCUUGUUUACUGCGCAUCAUUUGCACUACCUUCUGUUAGUGCUUUCUGCUCAAACAAAAAGGGAAUAAAUGUGCACUAUGCUUCAUAGCAGCAUAUCGACAGUGAUAUGUAUAAGAUCCCCCCUUUUUUUGACGC